This is a messenger RNA of Cherax quadricarinatus, 1825 nucleotides long. NCBI's taxonomy places the organism in Eukaryota, Metazoa, Arthropoda, Malacostraca, Decapoda, Parastacidae. The record is from RefSeq and is a predicted model, not a curated record.
AAGAAAAAAAUCCUUAAUAUAGAAAAGAAUUUAAUGUUAACUUAGGUAAUAUUUCCAGAAAAAAAUAUGAAUAUAAAGUGACAUGAGUAGAAAAUUGCUGGUCAUAAAAUCAAUUUAGCUUGUUAAAUACAGACGAACUGAUUGUUAAAUGAGUGUUAAUGGUGAAAGUUGUUUGAGGAAAUUAAUCUUAAUUGUGACCUGGCGCUCGUUGAUCAAUCCUCAACAUCGUUGAUACAAAAACCAAUAAUAUAUUGUGUGUGCUGAAGAUAGAAAAAGUAUUAAGCGAGUGUUGAUCCUUUAAGUACAGAGAAAACAGAUAUUAACAAAUAUUAACGUUAAAUAAAACUCUGGCAAGAAUGAGAAGACUUAAAAUAUUGUUGAUCUUAACAUUGUUAGAAAAACUGCAGUUAACUAACACCUGAUUCGUCAUUAAACUGCGUGUGAUACAUUUCAUCUUUUACAACAAUAUGUCUACGGCACGUGUGUUAAAUGUUAACGAACUGGUUGUUAAAUGAGUGUUAAUCUUAACAGGAUUUAAAAACCCUGCAGUAUGACAUGACAAAUUAUUGCUACCGUCUCACUAAGAGUACAAUAAACAACGGCCAUCCGUUAUAAAAAAAUAUCUGUUAAAUUUUAUGUAAAUAUGAUUUGCAUAAAAGAAAGUAUUAUUCCACAAAUUAAGAGAAAACUGAAACUUUCUCCUGCAUUUCAACAUUUAACUUGGUUUGAGAAACUGUUAAUGGUAUUAUGAUAGUUUACAAAGAAGCAUAGUUACGAUUUUUUUAUCGGUCGUCAGUAAAAUAAUGAUGCCUUAAUUUAAAUAAAUAUGUUUAAAGAAUAUAUACACCGAGAGGUGUAUGUCUCUCAGUGUAUAUAUAUACUGAGAGUUUACUUUAAAUCCUAUUUUAGGGAUUAAAGUAUUCUUGACAAGUAAUGAAGAGGUGACAUGUAGCCUUGUUGACCGUUGUGCAGUUGAGAGGCUUGAAGCCUAAGAAAUCAUCGCACAAUUGACGGCUUGAAACUUAGCGUCAGAACCAACAAGUCGUUACAUUAGUAAGACGGGUUUAGCUCUUGUUUUUUUUUUAACCAUAAGAAGCCAAGAAAGCAGUGCAAAAGGGUCAUCCCAAGAGCCAUCUCUUCAAUGCUCCAGCAAGCUAAGGCAAGACAGAAUCAGUCCGCCGCCAGACUACCCAAAUAUGAGAACGGCAAGACACUCUCUGUGAACGUAAACGGCGGUCGAGUCUACAAGACCUCAGACCGACACAGGGGGCGCCCCUCCCAACCACACACCUACUCCAGCAGUGCUUCCGUCAGUGCCAGCAGGUCCAUCUACCAGCAGGGCUCAGGAGCUGUACCUCAACCUGACCUACAAAUGAGCCCCCUAACAGUGCCUCUAUUGCCCCAUGUGCCCACCAGACCUGUCCUCAGCCAGCGUACCACGCCCCCUGUCAGGUCAUCGCGGGUAUACUCGGGUCGUCGCAGUUCUCCGGGUCGCCCUUACGCUCAUACUCAUGCCCAUGCCCAUACCCAUGGGCAAAACCAUCUUGUAGCGCAGAUACAGCUCCUGAGACCCAACAAUACACCAGUAUCAGUGGAGAAGGUAGAUCUUGACAGACGGGGUCUCACCUCCUGGCCUGUUGUUGGGACAGGUGACGAACCUGUUCGCCUGUUGUCCCUGCAACACAACCUGCUGACCCGGGUGGACCCGCCCUCACCAUCACCUUCUCUGGUCCUCCUGGACCUCUACCAUAACCACCUCCAUAACCUCCAUGGCCUCCACGCCUUCCCUAAUCUAAGAGUUCUAAUGCUGGCUAAGAACAGGUGA